This is a messenger RNA of Anopheles stephensi (Asian malaria mosquito), 13296 nucleotides long. It is a transcript of the gene elav, whose product is annotated as protein elav. Gene Ontology annotation, molecular function: RNA binding. The transcript is spliced from 2 exons. The record is from RefSeq and is a predicted model, not a curated record. The coding region runs from base 1297 to 2484 and encodes 395 amino acids. Gene Ontology annotation, cellular component: ribonucleoprotein complex. NCBI's taxonomy places the organism in Eukaryota, Metazoa, Arthropoda, Insecta, Diptera, Culicidae.
GCAGUUCCGUUCAAUUGUAUUUCGGCAGUCCUCAGUGUUGUGCGUGGUGUGCGUCGCUCGCUCUCUUGGCUCAUUUUUUUUCUAUCGGUCUAACACCACUACUAUUCCAUCAUACCAUCGUACACGCAUCAAAUUGAUUGCGCAAAUAGCGAAGAGUGUACGACCGUAUAGGAGCAAAAGAGAAAGAGCACCAUCCAGUGAACUCCCGCAAUAUACGCGCACGCACAUACACAAAGAGCGUUUGUGUUCCGAUCGUAAGCGGUGCGGCGAUUCGCAACAGCAUAAUUAUCGUUCCCAAGAGGUGGGCGAAAGCGAUUAUCACAGAUUGCAGCUCCCGGAGGUGUAGAAAGGUGGUAAAUUGCAGUGAACGGAAAUAUCUUCUGCUCAUACCGAAAAACCGACCCAUGUCGCUUGUGGUAGCAUAAUAGCGUACCAGUAACAGCACCAACCACACACACACACACACCAAUAACGUGCGCGUGUACUGACAAGUGUGUAAGUGACAUAUGUGUGCGUGAAGUAAGCAGCAGCAGUAGCAGAAAGUAUUAGUGGGGUGGUGUUGGUUCCGUCGAAAAGUGCGUGCAGUUUACGCGUGUCGAAAAAGAGCAAGAGUGGUUAGCCCACACGCAUGUUAUCUCGCUCAUCGGAAGGAAGUGCAUAUCUAAAAGCUACUUGGCAAAACGAGCUAGCAGGCGAACAAGCGAGAGCGAGAAGCUCGGGAAGCAUUCGUGGUGUGCGUGUGUGUUCGUGUUGGUUCCGUUCUGUGUGUAGAGAGCAGCCAUUUUUUAUCACUCUUGCAGGCCAUCCGUCGACACACAGGGGGUGAGAGAAGUUUUGUUCUGUCAACUCUGGACGGGAGGACAAUUCGACGACUGUUUUGCUGCCAUCAUCGCGCGGUGUGUGUCUCUGCUCUCUGUCUGUCCGUCCGACGUGCGAGUGUGAACAGUGAGUUUCGGAACCAAAAUCCGUCGUGCCGUGUGUGCGUGUAAAGUGCCGCUUCCUUUCCGGGACCCGAGAAGCGGGUGGCUGCUAUUUGUUGUGUGUUUCCUGUCGCUCCAUAAUAAGAACACGCGUUCCUACUUCUGCCCUACUGCACAGCAACGCAAUCGCUGUGUGUCUCUCUGUUCUGUAUCGGCGACACACACACACUCACAAGAAUACACCAGCGCGCCUAGGCCAACAAACCCCGUUGUAGGGAGGUAACGUGUUAAGCUAAUCUCAUCUCUGCUUCCUGUCAGCUCCCGUGCGCUUAGCCGCGGGAACUUUAGCAACAGCCUCAAAAUUACGACCGUAAACAUGACGAACAAGGUGCUGGCGGCCGUGCAGGACCUCCAGAAGCAGCAGCAGCAACAACAGCAGCAGCAGCAGCAGCAGCAACAGCAACAGCAGCAGCAGCAGAAUGGUGGCAAUGGGGGAGGUGGUGGUGGCGGUGGCGGCGAAGCUGGCCAGACGGCUGGUGGAGCUGCCGGUGGUGGCGCCCAAAGCUCGGACAACAAUUCGCGCACCAAUCUGAUCGUCAACUAUCUGCCACAAACGAUGACGGAGGAAGAGAUCCGGUCACUGUUCUCGAGCGUCGGCGAGGUGGAGAGUGUGAAGCUGGUGCGGGACAAGAACGUCAUCUAUCCCGGCCAGCCGAAAGGGCAGAGUUUGGGUUACGGGUUCGUCAACUACCAUCGGCCACAGGAUGCGGAACAGGCAGUGAAUGUGCUGAACGGACUGCGGUUACAGAACAAGGUGUUGAAGGUGUCGUUCGCGCGCCCCAGCUCCGAGGGCAUCAAGGGUGCGAACCUGUACAUCUCCGGGCUACCGAAAACGAUCACCCAGGAAGAGCUGGAGACGAUUUUCCGACCGUACGGUGAAAUCAUCACGUCGCGCGUUCUCAUCCAGGAAGGCAACGAUAAGCCGAAGGGGGUCGGUUUCAUUCGAUUCGACCAGCGCAAGGAAGCGGAACGCGCGAUCCAGGCACUGAACGGUACCACGCCGAAGGGUCUCACCGAUCCGAUCACGGUCAAGUUCUCGAACACGCCGGGCCAGAAUGCGGCGGCCAAGGUGGUGCAGCCAGCCCUGCCAGCCUUCCUGAAUCCGCAGCUAACACGCCGGCUCGGUGCGAUCCACCAUCCGAUCAACAAGGGUCUGGCACGGUUUUCGCCGAUGGGUGGUGAGGUGCUGGACAUGAUGUUGCCCGCCGCACCUACCAACGGUCUGAACGUGGCACCGUCCGGUGGUUGGAGCAUAUUCAUCUACAACCUGGCACCGGAAACGGAAGAAAACACGCUGUGGCAGCUGUUUGGCCCGUUCGGCGCUGUGCAGAACGUGAAGGUCAUCAAGGAUGCGGCUACGAACCAGUGCAAGGGUUACGGUUUCGUCACGAUGACCAACUACGAGGAGGCGAUGCUGGCCAUCCGCUCGCUCAACGGCUACACGUUGGGACAGCGCGUUCUGCAAGUCAGCUUCAAGACCAACAAAUCAAAUAUGCAACAUUAAAGGAGGACUCCAAACAUAUGUGUGCGUGUGUGUUGACGAGUAGAGCAGGCAAACUCCAAUAAGCGCGAAACUGAAACAAACAAUUCAAACCCCCCACACAUUUAGCGGGACAGCAGCAAAACAAAGGGAGCCGCGGGCCUCCGGGGAAAAAUGGGAAAUCGCGUCAGCCAGAGAUGUCUUCGCAACCCAGCAGGUAAAACCCAUAAACUAACAUUUCGUGGAGGUGUGUAUGGGGUAGGGUCAAAAUACCAACACCCUCUCCCCGUACACACUUGGUUGACGACACCUAAUCAGUCUCUCAGAGCCCACACGUGUGUGUGCCCCCGAAAAAACAAUCGAAAAGCUGGUAAAUAGGCCGUAAAUAGCGAUAAAUGCACUUGCGUUGUGCAAAAAUCAUUGAAUCUUACAUAGAUAACACAGAAACCACCACCUAAACUUACACACUACGGAAAACGGAAGCGAAAGUGCAAGUAAACGCAAAUCUAGUCAAAAGUCAGAAAUGAUUAUAGGAAGGGAAGCUAGCAGACGACGAUCGACAUUGGUAACGAUUUAGCAGCAGCAAAAAAAGAAAACAGGAGCAAGGAGUGAAACAUGCAUCUAUAGGUUUUUGUGUUUUUUUGCCUAUAUUUUAUAAACGCUAGGUUUUUUUUAUUAUAUAUAAUAUAUAAAAUUAUGAUUAGUCUACAACUACUGUACACAGGAGAUAACGUGCAUUUUUUCUAAACGUUUGCUACCAAAAAAACACACACACACGAAAGAGAAAAUGAUGUAGGGUUUAUCGAUAAGAGGGCAGGGACAAGUAAAAGGACAUCACAAGGAGUGUGUAGGUGGGCAAUCUUUUUAAGGCGUUGCCAAGCGUUCUCUGAAUCAAAUCCCUUACUGUUCACAGCAUACCUUUUCCGGUCACUUAGGUAAAUGCUUUUGGAGGGUAAGGCACGAUCACAGUAGUCGAAGUAAGAAUAUAAUUAUAUUGCUAUAUAUAUACACACAAACACACACACAUACAUAUUUGCGAUAUAAUGUGGGAGGGAUGCAGGAAUUAGAAGAAUUUUAUUUAUUUGCUUAACUUAUUUAUUGGGAUAAAUUGUAGGUGAAAAUAAAGAAGAAACAAAAGGCAUAGGACAAAUGCAAAGUGUGUAAAGAAGAAGAAGCAGUGAGUCAGAUGAAUUUGUGAACCCCUGGUUUUGUGGUGUGAGCGUCGCUAGGGUGAAAGGAAGGAAAGUAAUGUUUGUUAAGUGGUUCGAGUAUGAUUUCCAUUAAAACAAAGCAGCAGUCUGAGUCUGUGAAACACGAUGCGCCGCCGCCUAUAGUAGCAUAUCCUUUGCUGGGCGGGAAAACAUGGGAAUCUGAUAAUGAUGAAACCACUAUGUGCAACACCUGUACUCCUCCGAAUCACACUUACAGACAUACAGACACACGCACACAGUGGUAUGGAAUUGCAUACAGCUGGACACAUUCAAGUCGAUCUCAAACACUUCUCUAGCAUAAUGAUAAUGAUGGCGAGAACGGUAGUAGACACGGGGGCUUAACCUGGGAAAAAGCAAAAAAUCCGGACCCCCCCUUUUCCUCCACCCUUGUUUGUGUUGGGAGAGUCAAAAGGAAUGUGAACGAGAUUCAAAACGAGAACAAAAAAAAAAACAAAACAAAACAAACGAAAACUAAACAGAACGCGCGUACUUAAGGGAAAAACACUCUAGAGGACUCUACUUCCUCUACUUGGGACGAAACAUAACUUAUACGGUGGUGAAGAACACGGUGCUAAUGUUUCGAGCGAGAGUCGUCGUUCUCUGGUUUGUUGUCCAAGAACAUGAUCUCAACACGCGGAUGGCUGCGCGCUAAAGUCUGCAAAUGUUCAAAGCGCGCAAACCAGUCGUCAAAACCUUUAAUUUAGUGUCAUAAAACGGGGCGGGGUGGUAGCGUGGCAAACGUCCUCCCUCCCCCGGAAGCCCACACACACACACACUAGUCUAGUUAAAGCGGAUGGGUGGAGAAAGGAUAAGAGGAUAUGGAAAGAAAAAGUGGUAGCGAAGAAGGGAGGAGAGAGAGUGAGAGAUAGGGGAAAAGGGAAACUUAGUAUAAAGUAUUUAUAAUAACUUAUUACAAACUCGCUAGCCGUGCUCGAGCUACUUUUAAUUGCGAAACGCAGUUGAGCAAAAACCCACCACACACACACACACGCAUUUGAAGGCAUGAUUUUUUGAAGUACGUGAAAACUUAAGGAAUCAAAAAAGAGGACAAAUCUAGCAAAGCUGACCUUUACAAGCAAAAUGCGCUUGCAAUAAUGCGUGAAGGAUUUUGUGUGCCGAUUUCACUCGCCCGUCCGGCGGCUCCCCUUUACCCCCCCACUCACACACAUCUCAUUCGGUUCUGUUACUUCUACCUCUUUCUUUUGCUGUAUGUUCCACGUUUUCUUGUUCCCCCCAUACUUUUUAAGAGCCACUAUUUCUCUUCCUUGAAGCGUGUUUACUGGAGUUUCUUUUAAUUUAUUUUCCAACUCGAUAAAGCGCACCGUCGUCACGAGAACGAUUUUCUUUUCUGCUAGUUUUUUUUCUCGUUCUCGGUUAACAUUUAAACAACAGUAGAAGAGGCAGCAGCAGUAGUGGCUGAGAAAAAGGAGCUGAGCUCUGUCGGUGCUGCUGCUACUGCUGGAAUAGUGCGUACAACUUACGCUUUUCUCGAACCCUUCACCAUACCUAGUCUACGGGGACAGGCAAAAGAUGGAUGGAACAAAGUAUCGCACAGUAAUUUUUAAGCAAACGAACCCAACAAAAAAAAAGACCCAUUAUCCCUGUGCUUCGGGACAGGAGUAGUGUAACCAGAGGGAUGAUGGGGGAAGAAUGUUAUUGGUAUAUAAUUAUUAUUCUACAUGCAUAUUAUAUACCAUUCUGUCGCUUUUUGGGGCGGUCAGAAGGAUACACCCAAGUUAAACCUAACGUAUAGUGAAAACGGGCAAAAGCAAAGGGAAAAGCCGAUGAACGUAAAAUGAACGAAUACUCUUUCUCCUCUUAGAAAAUAAAAAGGCAACAACCGGAAGUAAAGCACAUGCUGUUGCUGCUGUGCUGCUGCUGGAAAACAUAGUUUAGUCCGGAGCAUUUAAAACACUGCUGCCGGUAACAUAAUCGCAGCGUGAGUGAGAAAGCGAAUCAUGGUAUUAUCCCCACACGUGUAGCAUAGUAGUCCGCCGAUACUGAUUACAGGGUUUCUCAGGCCAGUUAAACAUAGUAACACUGUAUGUUGAACCUGGCCUGAGAACCCCUGUAAUGUUGAGCAAAGCACGUGUCUCGAACGAGAGCCUAGCACUGUGUGAAUAAAAAGGGGGAAAAUUGUGUUUUAGGUUUAAACUAUACAUUGCAAACAGGAAAUAGUUGGCAUUUAAAAAAGAAAAACAAACAACGGCUAAAUUAAUCAACCGUACGUACAUUACACAAAGCAAAUAACUCAUUUCGUGUACAGAGAGAUAAUGGGGGGAGGGUUGAAAGCGUGGAAGAUGGAUACACACACAUCAUUGCACAGAAUGUUUGUAAAGUGAACAAUUUUACACAUCACUUACUAGCCAGUGUCUCUUCCGUUUACUGCGUUCAUUUCCUUACCGGAUAUCUCAAUCCCCCGUGGUGCUGUAAGCAGACACACAACAGUUAAGCUCUCUCGCUCGCGUAUGCUGUUACUAUUUGACCAUAGUCUUUUUUAUGAUUUAACCAUUUAAUUUUCCUUCAUGUAAAAUUUGUCUUUUGGUUUCUUUUUUCCAAAAUUCAACACCAAAGCACUGCGCAAACAGGGACGGGAAAACCGCAAGCUGCUUUUGUAGCAGAAGAGGAAUCAACCAACCUGCACAAGCUGCACUUGGGUAAAAGUGUAAGCUUUUUUACUCAGUUAACGCUUAGCUUGUUAGCUGAAACCUUCAAACAAUUCCAUUUUCCAGCUGUGAUACGAAGACUGUUUUGUAAGACACAGAAAGCAGAGGGCAGGCGCUUUUUACUUGACGCUUUUACCUCGUUUUUCGCACUCAAGGUGGUUUUCCUUGUGGAUCAUCCUCUAUUCAACUAAACUUUUUGUUUGUUUCUGUAGCUUUCAAAAUUUCAUUUUCUGUUUUACCCACCCUCCCAUUUUAUCUCUUUUUCAUAUGCUUUACUUUCGUUUUUUUAAAAUAUAUUUUACAUUUUUACUCCCCGUUCUCAUGUUUCGAUCUACAAUCGGUACGGGUUUCUGUUUAGUUUUUCGUUUGUUUUGUUCUGUUCUUUUGUUUGAUUUCGUUUUGUUCUUAUGAGUUCUCAUAUCCUUUCUCUCUUUUGGGACAUCAAUUUCAAGUAUGACAUCAUUAUACUAAUUUACUAAACAUCACGCCCAAAAGGAAACCCAUUUUAACGGUGAUGGAUUGCAUUAACAACGCCCAUUUUUUGGUUAAAGAAUCGAUGCUUAACAGCAAAUAGUAUCCAGAUUCUACAAUCAAUGCAUGGGAAUGAUCAGGGAGUGGCUCCGAUCUUUCACACGGCAGGACCGCGUAUCAAAUCCCAUUCAGACCGUUCCGCCGUUGGUCUGUCUAUCCAAUUUUGUGGUAUCGUUAAGCCCAGCGAUCCAUUAUGCGGCCCCGGGCGUGUCCUUACCAGGGUCGUUAAGCCAGAGCCAACACGCACCCACAGAUACCAAAAAGAAAGGAUACAAAAAAUCCCACAAAAACCGCGUGAACGAAUCUCGCUAUGAUAUGACAAAUUUGUGCUUUUCAGCAGUGUGUAAUGCAUUGCCAGGCCCAGGGACGACACGAGGACGAAAAUUAGUAAUUUUCGAAAUUCUUUCCAUCACUUCUUGUAUCAGUUACUCUCCUCCUGCUAGCAGUUUUAUCAACAUGAAGCAGCGUUUACACGGCGUAUCGAUUAUUUACAGUAUAAUAUCAUCCUUUCUUAAGUUAAACUUUUAGUUUGUAAGAGCCAAUUUUUUUUCUUGCGUGGUGUUUCCGUUUGCAGUGCCGUUGGGAUAAAGGGAUUCCAUAGAUUUUUUUAAAAUAAAUUCUCUUUCUUUUCCAUUUUUUUUCGUUCAUCAACUUUUAAAUUUCUUAAUACGAUGCGUCAGUGUGUGUUUUUUUUUGCUUUUGUGGAUUAAGAUUUCUUAGUUAAUAAACGAAACGAAUCGCUGGAAUGGUUCAGGGAAAAUUCACAAAACAUGAUAGAAGAACAACAAUGUGUGCAAUAGAGAGAGAGAGAGAGAGAGAGAGAGAAAGAGCGAAUGUUCUUUAGUUUCCAUCGUGUUUGUCUUAUGGCAAAUCUUACCCACUAAAUCUAUCGAUACCAGCUGCGUAGCAUAAGGCAUAGGGUUUAUUUUCCUUUUACAAGUUUUUUUUUUGUUGUAAAGCCAUCGAAUCGGAUUAUUUCGGCAAUGGAUCGCCCAGAUUCGCAAAGAAGCGCAUGCUUAGAGGCUCCUGUCCGGGCGCGGGAAAUAAUUUAUAAUUGGCUUGAAUUAAUAAUUGUGUUUAAAAGGGGUUUUAUGUUUUGUGUUUUAAUGUAAUAUUUUUUUCUUGUGUCCUAAUUUUCUUAUUCAUUUCAAAUACUAGAGAGAAAGAGAGAGAGAGAGUGUGUGACUAUUUAUAGUAAAGAUUAUUUUUUGCCCUAAAUAAAUCAACAUAAAUAUAUAUUUAUACAUAUUUUGUCCUUUCCCCUCAAAUUUGUGUUUUUUUUUUCUUGGUCUCCUUAUUAUUUACACAAUUUAUGCAAUUUAUGCGUGGAGUGUGAAAGUGUCAUAAGCAAUAGAAGAAGCAAAGCUGCUGAGGCUGGGUGCGAGAGAGAGAGAGAAGCAUACAAACAUACACAUACAUACAGAGCAGCAAGAGGCAUUAAUAUGAUCAGUGUUUAUAUUAAAAUAAUGAACUAAUGUAACCUUCACCAUAUUCGAGUUACACACACACACACACGCAUUUUAGCACACCAGCCAUAUAAUAACAGACUCAUGAAAAAAGUGUUUUCUUUUGGGGUUUUUAUAUACAGACAGAGAAAUUGUUUCAAGAAAUUAAAUGAACAGGAAGAAACAGGAAAACAAAACAAAACAACCAUAGUAUGUAUGAUACAUCUCGUUUUUUAUCUGCUUUCCUUUCGAUCGAUCGUGUUCUAUUGUGUACAUACAAUUAUGAAUUAUUAUAAUGCAGUGUAAUAGCAAGCAACCAGCUACCAGAGAGCAGAGGAAGAAGAAUUACAACAAUGGUAAAGCAAACAAAACAAUGAAGAAAAAACACACAUAAACAACAACACAUCACACAAAAAAGAGAAAAUAGCAAGCAUUACAAAAGUAAAGCAACAAUAUUAUACACACUUCAUAUAUCAUAUAUUAGGCGCAUUACACACCCCCGGGAAGGGCGGAAAAGUGAGUGGGUGGAAAAAUUACAACAUGAUGAUGAUGAUGAUAAAGCAUGAAAUGAAGCAGUGAGCAGCAAACAGAUGAGAGAAGAAAAAAGAAGAGAACAGCAAACAGCAACAACAGAACAAAAAUAAAAAUCUUAUAAUUUAAGUACGUAUUUGUUUUGGUUUUUCAUUUUUCUUAUUCGUCAUACUUGGGUUUUUGGUUUUGUGUUCCGGUUCCCGAUUCGGUUUACUUCUCUCUAUAUUGUUUUUUUCGUCUGUUUCUGUGAGGUAUUUCAAUUAAUUACACACACCAACAUACACACACACACACACACUCACACACAUGCAACCCAUCCACAACGUACUAAUGUAAUCAAUCCACCAUGUGUCGCGUAUUGGAAGAAAGGACACUAACACUAACACUAACUCAAACAAUGAAACAAUACGAAAGAGACUUACUUAGUGUUGAAACAAUAGAAAAAAAGACACACAUUCACUAAUACACAGAAACAAACAGACAGACAAAACCGGACAAAAACAUCACAAAUUCUGCUCUCUAGUGUGUUUCUGUUUCAUGAUGGUUCGUUCUUCUUGGCACCAGUUUCGUUUUUCGUUUGUGGGCAAUUUUGUGUGCGUUUCUGUCAUUGUUUGUGUGUGUGUGCGUGUGUGUGAGUGUGUUUGAUAAUCUUCUAGUGGCACACUUUAUUGUGAGGUGUUUGCACAAUGAAAAACGUGCAUCGCGUGCGUGCGUGUGUAUGUGUGUGUUUAUUCGCGCUCCCAGAUUCGUUGCGUCCACACCAAACCCAACAACUCACACACACAUUAACUUGUCUCGGUUCUUUUGUUGUUUCGUCCUCAUAUUGCUGCGCUCUUAUUAGCUGCUUCUACCACCUAUUGUUUCAUCCCUUUGUUUUCCACGUACCCACCCCCCAAUCGAACCGUGUGAGUUGUCCACACGGCGUCUUCUUGUGUGUGUGUUUUUUGUUUCUUUUAUCUUCGGUUUGUCUCUUAUCCCAAUGCGUUGAUGACUGUUUUGCAAACGAGUGUUGUGUCUUAUAUUCGGUUUACACAAAUACCUACGCACACACACACACACAUAUCAAAAACUUUUAAAAACACCACCUUAAACAGCGAUCAAUGGAACAAAACAGAGCAAAAAAAAAAGCAAAAAAGGAUAUUACUCCACCAUGACCGUUGUGCUGUUCAAGUCACCUUUAGCCUCUAUAUCUCCAUUGCUCUCCGGUAAUACCACCUGCUGCUAGCCAGUCUUAUACUACCUAAUCCGUUCGUUCGAGUACCGUCCGUUCGUAUCCUUCGAUUUGCGCUCUCAUUUCAUUUUGGUCUUUAUCGGUUCCAUUUGUUGUGUCUGUUUCGGUUGUGUUUGUGGGUAAGUAAGUACUUUUAUUCUUUCCUUACUUUAAUUCCAUUUUAAUUCUGCUUUCAAUAUGGUAUGUCAUUCAUGAUUGUAUGUGUUGUUUUCUAUAUAUAUAUACAUAUCUUUAUAAAACUUUUCGCAAAAAUCAGUAUGUUAUUUUUAAAUGUAUUUUGUAUAAAAAAAACAAAACACCUAAUGUCAGCACUUGCCAAAAACACACACACACACACACACUCACAAAAAGCAAGCUGCAAAUCACGAACAAAACAACAAACUUACAAAACACAUAAAACAAAACAGAAAAAUACAAAACAAAUUAACAAACAGACAGAUAGAGGAAGAAAAACCAGCAGACAUGUCAAACGAACAAACUACACUACUACUACUGCAAACAAAAACAUCAAACCACAAACACACUACUGCUUGUUCUCGAUCAGUUGGCAGUACCCAAGUUUAGUAGCUACCUUAUUGAUUGUUAGUUGUAUUUUUGAAAAAUUUUAUACUUUAGCCCAGAUGUAUGGUAUAAGUUGUUUUUGUUUCAACCACCAGCAAUCACCACCAGAAAACACUCAAAAACACACUUGUCUCAUUGAAUUGUGCACUGUUUUGUUUAACUGUGUAUUGCACAGCGAAAUCGUUAAAAUUGUACUAAUUAAGUAAUGAACCACAGUUUUGUUUUUCAACAUUUUUUUUAGUACUUUGCCUGAUAGUUUACCAUAUUUGUUAGUUGUUUUGUUUUGUUAUUGUGUUUCAUUCAAUGUCUCGUUUACUUUAAGCCACGGAGAAACGCAUGCCAGGUUGCUCUUCGCUCUAAAAUGAUCGCAGCCACUGCGGUUUCAGUUACAUUCAUUCGUUUUUCUUUUCCUUUCUAACUUUUUCUUACACUCGAUGUGUGUGCGUGUGUGUGUGUGGUUGCGCGUGUGAGUUAUCUUGUUCAUUCGUUUGUUAUACAUUCUUUAGUUUGUGUUUGGAACUCACUUCAAUUCAUUCAUUCAUUGCUUGAUUUUGUUUCUAUUUCACUUCAAAGUAAUUUACCAUUUAUCUGUUUAGCUGUGUAUGUGUUGUUAUUAUGAUUGUUAAAAUUAUGUCUAUAUAUACUAUAUGUAUGUAUGUAUUGUUUCUACCAAAAAAAGCGAAACACGCACCACCAAGCCCUGUUAUCUAUCUUCCAUGCUUUCCGUUUUUUGUUCUGCAACUUUCUAUUUGUUUGUUUUAAUUCACCUACAAUGUACUGAGUAUGUAAACUAUCUAUUCUUUAACUUUUUUAGCAUUAUAACGAUGUUUUUUGAGUUUUUUUUUUUAUUUUACCAAUUGCCAACCUUGUUCAUUGCGCGUGCAGCUCAGUUUUUAUACGUGUUUCUCUCCGAUUUGGGUUUUUCUUUUCCAAAAUCAGAUAAUUUCUUUUCCAUCUUCAGUUUAUUUUCAGCAGCCUAAUCAACCGUUCGUUUGCAAAAUGGGAGUGAGAGGUUUCGAAAAAUCAGUGCAGCAAGACAGAGAACUGUACGGUUGUGUGUGCAGGCAUGAGGCAAAGGUUCUCCAGUGCGGGAGGAACCACGUGUAGAGGAGGUUGGUUCGGAAUAGUCGUGGAAGCUGUUUAAAGAAAUGUUUGUAGUGUUCCAAGUGAAGCGUAACAGUGUAUUAGUAGCUGUAGUCCUUUCGUCGUAAGCUUAUUUGCCAGCUGGCUUCUCACUAAUCCAUCCAAUCUACGCCCAAAGGCUGUGACACAAAAAAAGGCGGCGUCCAUAACUGUUUUUCAGUUCUGUGUCUGUUUAUAGUUAAAUCCUCCCUUUUUAUUGUUUCUUCACAAGUGUAUCAAAUGAGAAAGAAAAUACGCAGCCAAAGCCAGCCAAAUGUUAAUAAAAAUAAGACUGAAACUAAAAAGAAAAUAUAUGAUAGGGCUUCAUAGAGCUAGCUAAAAGCAGGUGAACGAUUGUGCAGCAAAUGUGCGAAAAAGUGAUUUAAGUAAAAAACAAACCCAACCGACAGGCAUAAAUCAUAUCUCACCGACAGUACAAAAAUGUACAUCCAGCAAUGUGUGUCGAACAUUACGAUAGCAGCGAGACGGCAGAAGCGUUUCGUUAAAAAGAUAUAAAGAUAGUUAAAAUGUAGCCAAUUUUUUUUUGUUGGGAAAAAUUAGAUAAUAAAAUCCUAGCUAAAGUUCGGAACGAAUUAAAAACCAAACAACACACGGGAAAAUGUAUAAAAUACAGUAAACGAAGGGUGGAUUAAAUGGAAAUUCGCCGGCCGAUUUGUUACCGCCCGUUAGAGAUGUGAAAUAAAUAUCAAUCAAACAUCAAAACUGCACACGCAAUCUUUGCGCCGCUUGAAUUGACUUUUGUCCCUAUAAAUAGCCCGCUCCUGCGACCUGAGUUUUCCACACACACGCACACCAGGCGCGAUCUAAACCGAAAGGAUAUCGGUACGGCGAAAAUCGCGCUUUGGGUGUGGCUGCUGGCUGGCUGGCUCGGCUGAUCCUGAUUCCCUAUCGCUACAACACACACACACAAGCACCACCAUGCCUUUGCACCCACACACACAGGGGCAAACGCAUCCUGUCCCGAGUGUGUGUGUGAUACAGCUAGGAAAAUCGAAAUUUUUCCACUACUAAGGCACCGAUUUCCCGGGGCCUCAGCUCGGCUGGGAGCAAAUUAAAGUACCGAAAAGGACACCGUCGACACACACUCUCGGGCCCGAACUGCGCAUGAACCCCGGGGAAAACCGCUUGCCAUGUGUGUGUGUGUGUGUGCGGCGUUCGUCGGAAGUUUGCGGGGAAUUGACGUGCCCGGGCGCGUGGGUGGAACUUGUGUGGUACGGAAAAUCGAUAUUCGGUCCGUACCGGGUUUUUCUGCAAGGAGAAGAAAAAGUCCUUGUUUUUCGGCGUGGAAAAGAAACGCAGGAUACGUUUUCAAGAUUUGAAAGCUGGUUAAUCGAGAUGAGUUUAAUAAUUAAAAUGGGUUUGUAAGAAAAUUUAAAAAAGUGUUAAUAAAACCAUAUCUCCUAUUACGGAAUUAUUAAGGUGAACCGAAUGAAUGUUUUAAUACUCUCAAACGUGUAAUAUUAAUAUAAAAAUUAACAAAUGAAAUCUGUUUAAAGUAAUAAAAGUUCAAUUGAAAA